Messenger RNA from Cuscuta campestris, 1364 nucleotides. The record is from the annotation of a GenBank genome assembly. Lineage: Eukaryota; Viridiplantae; Streptophyta; Magnoliopsida; Solanales; Convolvulaceae.
UAAGAGGUGUCAAGAAUAUUUUAUUUUAUCAAAUAACCAAUGAAAAUGUCGAAGUAAACAAAGUUCCCGCGACUCCUGAAAAAGCAAAUGUUGUGAAUAUUUAGGGACGGAGGGAGUAUAUGGCUCCUCUUUGCCCAUGGUUUCUCUAUAUAUAUAUUAAGAGUGUUAAUUUAUUUGGUAUUUAUAAUAUAUAAUAAAAAAGAGUAAUGUUUUGAAUGAAUAUAUAUAUGAAGAACCAUGGGAAGGGCGCCAGGUUGUUGUGAUAAAAAAGGGGUGAAGAAGGGGCCAUGGACUCCAGAAGAAGAUAUCAUUUUGGUUUCAUACAUCCAAAAGCAUGGCCCUGGCAACUGGAGACUUGUUCCUACCAAUACUGGGUUGCAGAGGUGCAGCAAAAGCUGCAGGCUGAGAUGGACAAACUAUCUGCGCCCAGGGAUAAAGCGCGGCAAUUUUACGGAUCAAGAAGAGAAGAUGAUCUUUCAUCUCCAAGCUCUUCUUGGCAAUAGAUGGGCAGCCAUAGCUUUUUACCUUCCCCAGAGGACAGACAACGAUAUAAAGAAUUACUGGAACACUCACCUGAAGAAGAAGCUCAAGACCACACUCCAAGUCCAUGACGAUGAUAAUGGACAACAACAUGGUCAUAAUUCAACAUCAUCUUCUAAAGGGCAAUGGGAGAGAAGGCUCCAAACCGAUAUCCAAAUGGCCAAACGAGCCCUUAGUGAGGCCUUAUCAAUCGAUGACAAAAAAUCAUCAAUUGGCGAACCCAUCCAAGUGGCGAAUAAUAAUAAUAAUACGUUCGAUUGGGCCCCAAUGGCUCAACCAAACACUACUUAUGCAACCAGUGAAGAAAACAUAGCCAGGCUACUUCGGAGCUGGACAACGACAAAGACAACAAUGACCAAUAAUUCCCAAAAGCCAUCACCAAAAGCCGCUUCUUCUUUGGAGCUCAUUGAAAUUUUGAACUUUGAUCAAUCCAUUUUCAACCAAAACUAUGAGAUCGAAAGAAUGUUCAGUUCCACACAACAAAGUAUGGCUCCCCAAAUUGAAAAUAGUUUUGGGAGUCAAGUUCCGUUGGCGGUCAUUGAGAAAUGGUUGCUAGAUGAUGCUAGUAAUAAUAAUUUACAGGCACAUUAUAUGUCUACUCUAAAUUCCAUCUAAAGUUAAUGUUGGUGGAACUUUUAAUUUUGCUACAUUAAAUAUGAUGGGUUAUGGAAUUGGCAUGCUUAUUAUUAUUAUGUGUAUGUAUAAUUUGUUAAGUUUUAUGUACCAAUUUGCAUUGUACCUUAGCUUGACUUCCAAAACAGAUAAUUAAUAAAUUGUACCGAAACCUAGAAACAUUUAAAUAUAAAUAAAUUUACUACUAAUGA